Messenger RNA from Drosophila teissieri, 1065 nucleotides. RefSeq lists its product as uncharacterized. The coding region runs from base 1 to 1065 and encodes 354 amino acids. NCBI's taxonomy places the organism in Eukaryota, Metazoa, Arthropoda, Insecta, Diptera, Drosophilidae. The record is from RefSeq and is a predicted model, not a curated record. The transcript has 2 exons.
AUGUUCCUCCUCGCGGCCUUUUGUCUGUCCCUGGCGGCAAUUGGCGGUCAGGCCAGGCCACUGGAGCCGACGGCCCAGCACAUCGUGAUUGUGACUCCGCAGGCGCAGGUUCACCUGGAGCCCGCUCUCCGCUAUGUCCACGGACUGUCGCCACUGGCCCGCGUGGCCACUCCGCACCACCAUGAGGAGACCAUUGUGUAUGUGCCUGCUGGAACUGCUGCCCAGGUGGUGCCGGUGGUGGAUGCCGUCGGAUCUGGCCGUGCUGGCGGUGCUCCGGAGACCAAGCAGUGGGAGAACACAGGCGAGAUUGCCAACCAGAUCCAGCAGGUUUCCCAGCAGGGCGUCGAGAUCGUCAGCGGCCAGGUGAGCGAGGCGGCAGCAUCCGCAGCCUCCGCAGGAGCGGGCUUCUUCCCCUCCCUGUUCCCGCCAAGUGGGUCCAAGAAGGAGGAGCAGCUGCAGGGCUUGAAGACGGAGAAGAUUGAGCUGAUCGAAACGCCGGCCAAUACUCAGCCAUUGAUUGCCACCGAGGCCAGGCACUUCUACCGUCUGCCACAGGUCUACCACACACCGGUGGUGGAUGUGGUGCAUGGUCCCCUCUACACCUGGCCCAUCUCCACGAUCCGAGCACGCAGCAUCCAGCAGGAACCCGAACUGGAGCUGGCAUCUGCCGAAACUGCUCUGAAGCAGACCCUGAAGGCUGAGCAACAGGCUGAGAUCAAGCCGGAACCACAGGCCUUGUUGCAGGAACAGCCUCUCCUGAAGGAACAGCCCCUGCCGAAGGAACAGCCCCUGCUGAAGGAACAGCCUCUGCUGAAGGAACAGCCUCUGCUGAAGGAACCGCUUUUGGAGCAGGCUGCUCAGGAGUUGAAGCCCACCAUUCCUGAUGCUAGCGAGCAGAAGACCGGCCGUCAGCUGGACAACUCUGCCGUUCAGAAGGUCACCGAUAUUUCCAAGCAGCUGGAGCAAUCCUCGUCUUCAAAGAAGAUUCCCCAGUUCCAGAUUGAGCCUGAGUUGGCGAUUAAGACUGCAGCAGAUGCCUUAAAUGCCAUGGUGCCGCAGGCCUAG